GUAUUCAAGCUCGCAUGCGGCCUGCUAUCGUCAAGAAGCUACUCGACACCGAGCCCAAUGAUAAGAAGACGAGCCCAAUACCAGGAAUCAAGAACGAGAAGAAGGACCAGACGAAGCUUACACGCAUCAUCAGGUUUAUCCGAGCACAUCCAUCCUCAGUGACGUGCAUGCACCCAGACAGCGGCGAGUUCAGGAUCAUCGGACGUGCAGACUCUAAUUGGGCAGAAGUUCCCAUUGGCAGAAAGUCUACCAGCUGUGUCCAGCUGUUUCUCAACGGGGCUUUGAUCAUGCAGUUCGUCAAGACGCAGGGGGCUCCAGCACUCUCGUCGCCCGAAGCCGAACUCAACGCGCUUGUGCAUGUCGGGAUCGAGGCGAGGGGUGCUCAGACGUACCUCAAGGAGCUCUUGGAUGAUACGAUACCAGUGACGCUGGAGAGCGACAACUCUAGUGCACUCACGAACGUGGAGAAGAAGGGGGUUGGCAGGAUGAGGCACAUCGAGCUGAAGGACCUGUGGAUCAAGGACCUCGCUUCGCGCAAGGCGGAGACCGAGGUCAGCGCCAGCAAGGUCCACACCGACGAGAAGACGGCAAAUCUCGGCACCAAGCAUCUCUCGAGGAUCGAUUUCAUGAAGCGCUUGACGGCUAUGCAGGUGAUGGAGACGAGCUACCAGCCAGUCACGGUCUUAGCCCAGAAGGGCGAUGGACGCCACUUAGGCAACACUGCGGCGGCCCAGAUGAUGAUGCUCACCCUUUUGAGCGUUAUCUUGGCCAGUGCAGUCUUCAAAGUCAAGCAGCACAUGGAUCGCAACCCGCAGCCAGCACGAGAGGACGCCGCAACUCAGUACAGCCUGAAGGAUACAAUGGGGAUAGACACGACCAACAG
Prorocentrum cordatum is the source of this 883-nucleotide messenger RNA. NCBI's taxonomy places the organism in Eukaryota, Dinophyceae, Prorocentrales, Prorocentraceae. The record is from the annotation of a GenBank genome assembly.